Lentinula edodes (shiitake mushroom) is the source of this 2028-nucleotide messenger RNA. RefSeq lists its product as uncharacterized. The transcript has 6 exons. NCBI's taxonomy places the organism in Eukaryota, Fungi, Basidiomycota, Agaricomycetes, Agaricales, Omphalotaceae. The record is from RefSeq and is a predicted model, not a curated record. Bases 154 to 1959 code for a protein of 601 amino acids.
CCGUGAAACAACUUGGGGCCAGAACUUGACCAUAUGUUUUAUCGAUGUCAAUUUCAGUCGUGUCUGCACAUUUAAAUCUGCCCUGCUCAGGAAGCAUUGCUUUCUCUAGCCGUCUCUUUUUCCACUGGUUUGAUCUUGUCUCUUACAAGAUCCAUGACUCCUCUACAAUCAAUUGGGCUUUUUCUGGUGGGCUGUGUCGCUGCUUGGGCCACUUUGUUCAAGCUUCCGGGAAGUUCUGCUCCUUUGGAGAAUGCGGUAGUUUUAGGUACCGGAGAGCAGCAGUGGGACAUCAACGUCCCACCAUCCGAAAACAUUACCGGGCAUCUCAUAUUUCAAAGUGUGAGCUCACUACUACAGCAUUGGCCUAAUACGCGCUAUCGAAAUGGUCACACAAUCGUACCAGGAUGGGUACCCAUAGGGACCAUCCUCUACCACGGGCGGUCAGAUCCGAACUAUCCUAAAGGAGCAGAGUGGACUGCGACCGACCCAGAGCACUCGUUCCAGUUCUGCAAGCGCCCGUGCUGGCAUCUGACCGUCGUCACCACUCGGCCAUUGAAAGUCUUGUAUUUCGACGGAAGUAGUGCGGUAAAGAUGCAUGGAGGGUCAAUGGAUAGUCAAGAUAUAUUGCUUUGGGGAGGGAGGAAAGCGGAGAUGGUGUUCAGUGAGGAGGAGCGGUUAAACCAACUCUGUAAGUGGGGAAGGGAGUUCGAAAUGGAUGGCUUCGUGAGGAUGGAAAUGAACUUUGAAGUGAUGCUCUGCGAUUUUGAAUCUGGCGUCGAAACAGUUUCCUUUAUCCAUCUCGCAAAUAGCUCUCCUUCGGAUCCCAAACCUCCGUCGACAAACAACGAAGCGCUGUCAGACGGAGUGGAAAUUGAGACUGACUCCGAAAUGGACGUGUGGAGUGGUGGCGGUCUCAACCCUGCGGUUACCAUUAGGAAUUUUGAGCUCAUGCAUUCGAGCUCCCAGUAUAACCAAUAUCCGGGAGACACCCGCAUUAAACUUGACCUCACUCGACUGGUCAGUUUCUAUGAUCCGGAACUAGCGCCGUCGUUGAUACGAAUGCGGAAUAGUUACAAUGACAGCAGAUGGUUGUACGAUUUAGCCACAAUCGCACCAGCGGACGUCUCCACCCUCCAUCAGAAACUCCGUGCGGCAUUAGAAGUCCAAGAUAAUUUGACGAGGGUCACCAGCGGCGUGGAUUGGCAAACAUUAUUUCGGGUCGUUAUCAACCGCUUCGGGUCGCGCUUACAGAAUUUGCGUUACGUUGUUAUAGGCUCUGCUCGUCACUCGGGGUCAACGAUCUUGGACGAUGAGGAUCGGGUCCUGAAAGCCUUUGCACAGAUCAAUGUCAUGCUCACUCCGUACGUCCAUUACGACCUUAAACCGAAUGUAGCUGCAGAUCUCCGAGUCGCGGAACGUGUGGAUCAUAUAACCUUAGCUUGGGCUUCACCCGCAUAUGAACUGUGCAGUACCAUUCAUACAUCGUACAUUGCAAAGAGUCUUUCAGGAAGAAUGACACAUUCGGAGAGGCUACUGUUGGGCGCAGUGCAAGAUACAACCAAGGAGAUUUGUAGAGUUUUAGUGAAGAUGUGGGCUACCGGAGUAGAGGCUGGUUUGGAUGCAAAGUAUUGGGUGCGUCGACCAGGGCGGCAGGAAAAACGGGAUCACCAUGAUGACAGGUUCAGUGCCCUGGCGAGACAGUGGUCCGUAGAGAUAGAGCAUUUGAUGGACUGGCUCGACUGGCAUGCGUGGGUGAGCUGUAGUCCAGCUUGUAGUGAUGAGGAAAUGUGUUACAUGCCGACUUGGCCUUUUUUCGGUGGUCCACCUCCCGGUCCUGCUAUGAGUCCAGAAUCAGGCACUUCUUUUGAGACGAAUCCAGAAAGUAGCUCGGACAAGAGCAAUGAGUGGGCAAGACCUAUGCCAAAGUGUAUUAGGAAAAUAGCACCUUAUUCAUUCUAAUAUCUCGCGUUGAACGUGUGCCUCUCGCAGGUUCGCAAUGCAACUAACGGGGCCUGGACAUGACGCGGA